Ostreobium quekettii is the source of this 594-nucleotide messenger RNA. Lineage: Eukaryota; Viridiplantae; Chlorophyta; Ulvophyceae; Bryopsidales; Ostreobiaceae. The record is from the annotation of a GenBank genome assembly.
AUGGCGGCCACCCGGCAUAAGCAUGUGAUACAGCCGUUUUUGCUAUCUGGCCUGAAAGUGCUUCCUUGCAAGUUUGCACCCAAUUGUACAGGUGCACACAUGCAAGACUGCAAGCAGACUGAGUUUGUUUCUUCUUUCACAGAUGCCCCAAUAUGUGCACCGUCGAUCGCUGCCAUUUUCUGUCGCAGACAGUGGAUACACCAAACACCACUGAGGACCAAAUGGCUGACCAGCUUUGGCUCACAGGUACAUUUGCACUGGUGCCAAUCACGGCCUGCAGCUUCACACGCAAGGGGUACAUCAGGAGAGCACGGUGAAAUGCCCUGGAUGAAAGUGAUCUGGCAGCGGCCAGAGUUCCAACAUCUCAUGCACAUGCACAUGGAUAAAGAAGAAAAGAAAGGGAAGGUAGAAAACACAGUUCCCAUGGCCCACGGUGCCACCGGCCCACUCCGGGGCAUCGCGCGCUGGCCGCGAGCACCGCCGUCCACGAGCCAGAGGAAACGCGGAGCGACGGAAGAUUGGAAUGGCCGCUCCUGUGGUAAGCACGGUGGUCAGCGGUCAGCGAAUACAGCCAGCGCGGUGAGCACGGUGUGA